Molecule: messenger RNA, 2127 nt
Organism: Brassica oleracea var. oleracea
Lineage: Eukaryota; Viridiplantae; Streptophyta; Magnoliopsida; Brassicales; Brassicaceae
Product: mitogen-activated protein kinase 8-like
Exons: 11
Coding region: 222-1988 (588 amino acids)
Biological process (GO): protein phosphorylation; intracellular signal transduction
Cellular component (GO): nucleus; cytoplasm
Molecular function (GO): MAP kinase activity; ATP binding
Source: RefSeq, a predicted model, not a curated record
UAGGGUGAAAGAAAAAAUAUCUGAUCAUGCCAAAAAAUAAUAAUAAUUGAAAGAAAAUAGGAAGAGACAAAGAGAGAAGAACAUGGUGUCCAACUCUCCGAAGGACGCGGCGAGAAAGAUGCUGAUAAUUGUUAGGCUGAGCUGAAAUUAGGAAACCCAAUAUCGUAAAUUACCAAUCAUUUUUAAUCUGUUUGUUCUAAUCUAAAGUAGUGGUUUGGUUGAUGGGUGGUGGUGGGAAUCUCGUCGACGGUGUUCGUCGUUGGCUUUUUCAGCGUCCUUCUUCUUCUUCUUCCUCUUCCAAUAAUAAUCAAAACGAACCCAUUCUUCUCUCCUCUGCUACUUUUUCUAAUCGAGAUCAAUCAGGUGAGGCUGGAGAUUUGAAUGAGCUUGUUGUUACUGAAGAUUUCGACUUUACUGGGUUAAAGCUUCUUAAGGUUCCUAAACGUAAUCACUUGCCCAUGGAUCCUCAAAAGAAGGGUGUGCAGGAAACUGAGUUCUUUACGGAAUAUGGAGAAGCAAACAGGUACCAAGUUCAAGAAGUCGUUGGUAAAGGAAGUUAUGGUGUUGUUGCUUCAGCUCUAGACACACACACUGGUGAAAGAGUUGCCAUCAAGAAGAUCAACGAUGUCUUUGAGCAUGUCUCUGAUGCUACUAGGAUUCUCAGAGAGAUUAAGCUGCUGCGGUUGCUUCGUCAUCCUGAUGUUGUGGAGAUCAAACACAUCAUGCUACCUCCUUCUCGCCGAGAGUUCAGGGAUAUUUACGUUGUGUUCGAGUUGAUGGAGUCUGAUCUCCACCAGGUGAUUAAGGCCAACGAUGAUUUAACUGCUGAGCAUCAUCAGUUUUUCUUGUACCAGCUUCUCCGUGGUCUUAAAUAUGUUCACGCAGCUAAUGUGUUUCAUAGGGAUUUGAAACCAAAGAACAUUCUAGCUAAUGCUGAUUGCAAAUUGAAGAUCUGUGAUUUUGGACUCGCUCGUGUUUCUUUCAACGACGCUCCAACUGCUAUAUUCUGGACUGAUUAUGUAGCUACUCGGUGGUAUCGUGCCCCUGAACUCUGUGGAUCGUUUUUCUCCAAAUAUACACCUGCGAUUGAUAUUUGGAGUGUUGGUUGCAUUUUUGCGGAAAUGCUUUUGGGUAAGCCUUUGUUUCCCGGGAAAAACGUGGUGCACCAAUUGGAUCUUAUGACUGACUUUCUUGGCACUCCACCUCCUGAGUCCAUAUCAAGGAUUAGAAAUGAAAAGGCGAGGAGGUAUCUUAGCAGCAUGAGGAAAAAACAGCCAGUCCCUUUCUCUCAGAAGUUCCCUAAAGCUGACCCUUUGGCUCUCCGCCUUCUUGAACGCCUGCUUGCCUUUGAUCCCAAGGAUCGUGCAUCUGCUGAAGAUGCACUAUCUGAUCCAUACUUCAGUGGUCUGUCAAACUCAGAGCGCGAACCAUCAACACAGCCAAUCUCAAAGCUUGAGUUUGAUUUUGAGAGAAAGAAGUUAACAAAAGAUGAUGUUAGAGAGUUAAUCUACCGAGAGAUAUUGGAAUAUCAUCCUCAGAUGUUGGAGGAAUACAAGCGCGGUGGUGAUCAGCUUAGCUUCAUGUACCCUAGUGGGGUUGAUCGGUUUAAGAGGCAAUUUGCUUAUCUUGAAGAGAAUCAAGGUAAACCAGGAGCAGCAGCAGGUGGAGGAAGAAGUACUGCACUUCAUAGGCAUCAUGCUUCCUUGCCAAGAGAGAGAGUUCCUGCUCAGAAUGGUGAAACUGCAGAAGAAAGCAGUGAUGUUGAGAGAAGAGCAGCAGCUGCUGUGGCUUCAACUUUGGAAUCUGAGGAAGCAGAGGAAGCAGACAAUGGAGGAGGUUACAGUGCUCGUAACCUCAUGAAGAGUUCCAGUAUCAGCGGUUCUAAAUGCAUCGGUGUCCAAUCUAAAACUGACAAAGAGGAGGCCAUAUCUGAGGCAGAUGAUGAAACAGUUACAAAGCUUACUGAUAGAGUUUCUUCUCUUCAAUGAUUCUUAAAAAUUGUUUUCUCCAUUUUAUUUUCCCUUCUACCACAGCUAUCUUCGUGGUUGGGUUUUAAUUGUUGUAUUUAAUAGUUUGGGGGUGUGAAUGAGAACUUUAAAUAAGAACAUCCAAUAUUUUUUCCUUUUG